UUAAUUGGGAUUCAGACCAAAAUAUCCGGCGUUAUCUUCUUCCUACUGGCGAAUAUAUUUCAUGUGUUCUCUGGAAUAGUCUUUAUCAUAUAACAGGUACCGAUAUAGUUCGGAGUCUGGUAUUCCGCUUCCAAGCAUUCGGUAGACCAGUAACAAACAUCAAAAAGUUCGAAGAAGGUGUUUUUAGUGACUUGCGUAACCUAAAGCCAGGCAUGGAUGCUUCCCUUGAAGAACCUAAGUCCGAAUUUCUCGAAAUGUUAUACAAAAAUAACUGUAUAAGAACUCAAAAGAAGCAAAAAGUGUUCUAUUGGUUUUCUGUACCACACGACCGCCUGUUCUUGGAUGCUUUAGAGCGUGAUUUGAAACGUGAAAAAAUGGGGAUAGAACCUACCACCGUUGCUAGAGCUGAACCUGCCCUUUCAUUCUCAUUUGAUUCGACACAAUCGCUUUAUGACCAAUUUACCAAAGGAAUGUCACCUG
This is a messenger RNA of Dentiscutata heterogama, 480 nucleotides long. The record is from the annotation of a GenBank genome assembly. NCBI's taxonomy places the organism in Eukaryota, Fungi, Glomeromycota, Glomeromycetes, Diversisporales, Gigasporaceae.